This is a messenger RNA of Dovyalis caffra, 4554 nucleotides long. The record is from the annotation of a GenBank genome assembly. Lineage: Eukaryota; Viridiplantae; Streptophyta; Magnoliopsida; Malpighiales; Salicaceae.
AUGGAGGUGACGGUGGCGUGCAACAAUAGUAGCGGCGGUGCACAGCUGACACCAGAAGAAGAGAGGGUUUUGAUUAGAGACAUUGCAAUUACUUCAGAAUCUAAUAGUAAAGAAGGCGAUAGCUUUUAUUUAAUCACUCAACGAUGGUGGCAACAUUGGAUUGGUUAUGUGAACCAAGACCAGACAAAUGUCACGAAUGAUGGGUCAUCUAUGUUAGAGAAUUGUGAUACGAUUAGUUCUUCAAAAAGGCCUCCUAGUAUUGAUAAUUCUGAUUUGAUAUAUGAUGCGAAUUCCGAGGAGUCGAAUGUUGGCAUUGAGAUUCAUGAUACUUUAUUAGAAGGCCGCGAUUAUGUAUUGCUUCCUCAAGAAGUUUGGAACCAGUUGUAUUCCUGGUAUGGAGGUGGUCCGGCGUUGGCUCGGAAGGUAAUCAGUUCAGGUCUUUCUCAGACAGAGUUUGCUGUAGAGGUGUAUCCUCUCCGUCUUCAGCUACUUGUUAUGCCGAAGGGUGAUCGUUUUGCAAUAAGAAUUAGCAAGAAGGAGACAAUUGGAGAGCUUCACAAAAGAGCUUGUGAGAUUUUUGAUCUGAACUUAGAGCAAGUAUGCAUUUGGGAUUACUAUGGCCACCGUAAACAUGCUUUGAUGAAUGACAUGGAUAAAACACUUGACGAUGCCAACUUACAGAUGGAUCAGGAUAUUCUGGUGGAGGUUCAUAACAAUGCCAAUGGUACUGCAUCGAGUGGAUCUAUAAGAUCUGCUCAGGGCAAUGGAUCUACUGUGAAGGAAGCUAGUUCUUUUCUUUUAGAGCCUUCUAAGUCAAGCUUAUCAAUUGCAGGAGGUUUAUCUGCAAGCAAGGGUGCUUCUAGAGGCAGCAGCACAGAGCUAUCUCAAAGUCCAAAUCUGACAUCUCAGAGCAGGGAGUUGGAUAACACAUAUGGGAUCAGUACUGUUACUACAAGGGGGUCUUCUGGUGGCUUGAUUGGGUUGCAGAACCUAGGGAACACAUGCUUUAUGAAUAGUGCAAUACAAUGUCUUGUUCACACAUCAGAGUUUGCAAAGUACUUUCGGGAGGAUUAUCAUCAAGAGAUAAAUUGGCAAAACCCACUCGGUAUGGUGGGUGAGCUUGCGCUAGCAUUUGGUGAGUUACUUCGAAGGCUAUGGGCACCUGGGCGAACAGCAAUUGCUCCUCGACAAUUUAAAAUGAAGUUGGCUCGAUUUGCACCUCAAUUUAGUGGCUAUAAUCAGCAUGAUUCCCAGGAGCUUUUAGCAUUUCUUUUAGAUGGUCUUCAUGAAGAUCUGAAUCGUGUUAAACACAAGCCUUAUAAGAAGUCUAAAGAUGCUGAUGGUCGUCCAGAUGAAGAAGUUGCUGAUGAGUAUUGGGCAAAUCAUAUUGCUCGUAAUGAUUCCAUAAUUGUUGAUGUGUGCCAGGGCCAAUACAAGUCGACUUUGGUUUGCCCAGAGUGCAAUAAAAUCUCAGUUACAUUCGAUCCCUUCAUGUACCUCUCUUUGCCACUUCAAUCCACCACCACUCGUUCUAUGACGGUUACGGUUUUUACUUGUGAUGGAAGUGCCCUGCCAUUUCCUUGCACUGUAACUAUACCGAAGCAGGGGCGAUGCAGGGACUUGAUCAAUGCGCUUAGCAGUGCAUGUUCCUUGAAGAAUAAUGAAGAGCUUAAACUUGCUGAGGUACGGAACCAUUUGUUUCAAAGAUUUCUAGAAGACCCCUUAAUAUCCCUUUCCACGGUCAAAGAUGAUGACCACCUCAUUGCCUACAAGAUACCGAAGUCGCUGAAGAAAACACUUCUGCUUAGGUUGAUUCAUCGCCGUCAAGAACAGGAAACGGGCGAUACACAGGCUGCACAAUGGUGGAAGCCCUUUGGAACACCUCUUGUCUCUUUGAUCUCACGUGAUGAUGUGAUUACAAGAGGUGAUAUACAGACUUUAGUUCACAAAAUGCUCUCACCUUUGUUAAGAUCUGAAAGUUUGAGACAAGCUGACACUCCUGAGCCCUGCUCGUCUUUGGCGGCAUCAGAUACGUGCCGUGACAACAGUUCUGGUGGAGCAUGUACUAACCCUUUGUCAAAUUCAAUGAACAAGGAUAGUAGUAGUUCCAAGGCAGUAACAUUAUUCAAACUACCACUUCAGUUGGUUGAGGAAAGUAAUGCAUGCAUUGAUCUUUCUGUGGGAGAAGAAAAAGCAGUUAAAUUGUCCUCAACAUCAACAUCAAUACUGGUAUAUGUUGAUUGGUCACAGGAGCUCUUAGAAAAGUAUGAUACUCAUUAUUUGGAAAACUUGCCCGAAGUGCUCAAGUAUGGACCCGUGAAUAAGAAAGCUCGUACUGAACCUCUCUCCUUGUACACAUGUCUAGAAGCUUUUCUGCGUGAAGAGCCUUUGGUGCCUGAAGAUAUGUGGUACUGCCCAAAAUGUAAGGAGCGGCGACAAGCAAGUAAAAAGCUUGACUUAUGGAGGCUUCCAGAAGUGUUAGUCAUCCAUUUGAAGAGGUUUUCAUAUAGCAGGUCAAUGAAGCAUAAACUGGAAACUUUUGUCAACUUUCCUAUUCAUGACUUUGACUUGACAAAUUAUGUAGCCAACAAGAACAACACUCAACGUCAACUCUAUGAACUUUAUGCAUUGACUAACCAUUAUGGUGGCAUGGGAAGUGGGCACUACACUGCACAUAUCAAGGUGAGCAUUGAAGGAACUGAUAAUAUGUGCACGAGUUACAAGAUUGGUGUGCACCUCGUAUUAUUGGCUAGUAGUGACAUUAAUGUGUUUGAUAAGCUUCUGGAUGAGAACAGGUGGUACAACUUUGAUGACACCCACAUAUCACCCAUAAAUGAAGAAGAUGUGAAAUCAGCUGCUGCUUAUGUUCUCUUUUAUCGAAGGGUGAAGACAGGUGAUGCCAUUAGCAAUGGAGGAAAGUCUGGUGCAGGUCGUAACAAUGGUUCAUCUCUGAACCCUAAAGGAGACAGAAAGACAGGUCUGCCAUUUUCUGAUCGUAAAUUAGAUUCCCAGGCUUUAUUUUGUGUCAACACAAAUACUGGUCAUAGAGGCCGUCGAGGUGCAUCAAAUAGCAAAGCUAACUCUAUAAAACGUGAGGAGACGUCCUUGCUGGUUCCGAAGAAACCGACCAACAAAGCCUUCAAAAGCUACCCUAUUCUCGGGGCAUUGCCUGAAUUCUUGGGAAACUAUCAUCGUUACCUCGACUGGAUCACAGAAAUCGCCAUUAACAGCCCUGGCAAUACUGCUGUCUUUCACUUUCCGGGAAACAUCCACGGUGUCUUCUCGGCGAAUCCUUCGAAUGUUGAAUACGUUCUGAAAACCAACUUCGAGAACUAUCCGAAAGGCGACGAGUUUGUUUCGUAUCUUGAAGACUUCUUUGGACGAGGAAUCUUUAACUCUGAUGGUGAAGCAUGGAAAGUCCAAAGAAAAACUGCCAUCCACGAGUUCAGCACAAAGUCACUCCGAACUUUUGUCGUUGAUAAGGUUCAAGUUGGGAUUUCGACGAGGUUGGUUCCGAUCCUUGCAAAAGCCUCAAAAACUAUGCAGGUGCUUGAUUUCCAAGAUGUUUUGGAGAGGUUUUCAUUCGAUAUUAUUUGUAAAGUUGUGUUAAAUUUUGAUCCUGACUGUCUUGGUGGCGACGCAACUGGCGGCGAAAAGCUUAUGCGCGCAUUUGAAGACUCUUCCGGGAUUAUUUUUGAGAGAUUCUUGACUGUUGCUCCACUACAGUGGAAAUUCCUUAAGUUUCUCAACAUCGGAAGUGAGAGAAGGCUUAAAAGAUCGAUAAGGAUUGUUCAUGAAUUUGCAGAUAAGCUUAUAAGUUCAAAGUUGGAAGCAAAAGGCAUCAACAAAGACGAAGAUUUAGUAUCCCGGUUUAUGGUAAACCAUGAGAAUUCACCUGAAUUUCUUCGAGAUAUCUUGACAAACUUCCUCUUUGCAGGCCGAGAAUCAUUAUCUGCGAGCUUGACAUGGUUCUUUUGGUUAUUAUCAUUACAUCCAGAUGUAGAGACCAACAUAUUAAAGGAGCUUGAAACAAUUCGGGCACGCAACGGAAAAAAGAUAGGAGAAAUGUACAGUUUCGAAGAGCUCAGGGAAAUGAACUAUCUGCCCGCUGCAAUUUCAGAAUCAUUAAGACUGUAUCCCCCGGUACCAAGUGAACUUAAAACUUGCAAAAGUGACGAUACAUUGCCAGAUGGUACAUUUGUUGGAAAGGGUUGGUCUAUGGAGUUUAGUGCAUAUGCCAUGGCCAGGCUGGAGAAUUUGUGGGGCAAGAACUGCAAUGAGUUUGUGCCUGAAAGGUGGCUUGAUGAGAAUGGGACGUAUAGGCAGGAGAGCCCAUUCAAAUAUCCAGUAUUUCUUGCUGGGCCAAGAAUGUGCAUUGGAAAAGACAUGGCGUUUAUUCAGAUGAAAUCGGUAGUAGCCUCAACUAUUGAAAGGUUCAAGAUUGAUAUGCAUAAUAAGGAGAAACCCCCUGAGCCUAAAUUUUCUAUGAUACUCAGAAUGAAGGAUGGGAUGAAAGUAACAGUUAAGGAAAGAUCUGGGGGCAUGAUGGGUUGA